Messenger RNA from Bursaphelenchus xylophilus (pine wood nematode), 548 nucleotides. The record is from the annotation of a GenBank genome assembly. NCBI's taxonomy places the organism in Eukaryota, Metazoa, Nematoda, Chromadorea, Rhabditida, Aphelenchoididae.
AUGUCAAAGAAGACGAAGAAGAAACAAAAGCUGCAGGAGGUAGAUGAGGAUGUAUUGUUACGUACGGCAAUACAAGAGGCACAUAGUCAGCGAAUUGCUUCAGGAUCGUCGUUUCUUGGGUCCAACGAUGACCUCUUUAAGCCCAAUCUGAGACAAAUGGACGCAGAAGCUGAGAUUAGAGAGAAGUUGAGUCAGUCAAUGAUGAAGGCGAAGACGACUAAGGGACACAAUGCUAGUAUCAAACCAAUUUUCAAGAUAAAGAGGAAUUGGCCUCCGUUUAAGACAUUGGGUUGGUUGCUGACUCUGUUCUGACUAUUUUUUAGGUAUAUCUUUCAAAAUGGUAAAAGAAGACGGUGCGGUCAAGACAUUUCAGGCCGUCCAUUCUCCUGCUUACGCCAACUUAAAUUUGCUGUUUACAUCUUUCAGGCAAGUUCACGACUUGGAUUCAAUCACGGUAAGCGAUCUGAUUAAGUUAAACAACAUUUUCAGCAUGUGAUAUUGUCCGAGAACCCUUAUCAUUUGGAGAGUUUAUUCCUGUUGGCCCAUAG